UCUUGCCCCUUCGCAUCCACCGCACGUGACGAACGCCAUGGCGCUGGCGAUCCGCCUCCUCGGCCGCCGCCGGCUCCUCCCGCCGCCGCUCGCCGCCGCCGUUGCCCACCUCUCCGCCGCUACCCAGAGCCCCAGACACCAACACCUCCAUCUUCCCAUUCCCACGCUCCCGUUGCCCCCUCGCGAGCUCUCCCCUUUCGCCCUCCAUUCGCGAAGCUUCUCGUGGUACUCCCGCUCCAGGCCCGACCCCGGUCCGGGGACCUCUGCCGCGGACACUCCCGGAGAGGAAGCAUACGCUGAGAAGGAAAGCGUAUACCUGGACAACCUGCAUAUCGUUGAUGGAGAGGAAGGUGUCGCCAGCGCGGCCGGCGCUGCGGCGGAUGCCGUGGGAGGUGCCGCCGGCGCCACGGCCGACGGCGUUGGGGGAGUAUCGGAAUUGGCUGGCAGCACAAUGUCGGACCUCAUGGACGGGUUCCAUAGCCUCACCGGAUUGCCGUGGUGGAUAACGAUCUCCCUUUCAACUGUGGCCAUGAGACUGUUGAUACUUCCUGCCCUCAUGGUACAACUUCAGAAGACUGCUAAAAUUGGCCAAAUAAUCCAAAAAGUGUCCACUUCAUUACCCCCUCCUCAGCCUGGAAGUAACUUACGUGAACAGUACACUCUGUUCUGGAGGAAAAGGAAGGAGCUUGGCUGUCCCUCCUUUCUUUGGAAUUUUGCCUAUUUUUCAGUACAGUUCCCUUGCUUUAUUCUUUGGAUGAUGAGCAUUCGGAGUAUGUGCUUGAACAAUCACCCAGGAUUUGAUAAUGGUGGUAUUCUGUGGUUCCAUGACUUGACUGAGUUUCCACAUGGCACUUUAGGUCCUAUCUUUCCUAUCUUAGUUGCUGGUCUCCAUUAUUUAAAUGUUCAGAUUUCUUUUCAGGGGUCCCAGAUCAAGCACCAUCCAGGAAUUUUCGGCUUGCUGGCAAAGUACUAUAGAAUAUACUUGGAUAUACUGACUAUCCCUUUGUUUCUUAUCGCGUACGUGGUCCCUCAGGGAAGCCUGGUCUACUGGACUACAAAUGGGUUAUUUUCUGUAGCUCAGCAAUUGUCCCUGAGAAAUGGUGCUGUCCGCAAGCUGUUGGGAUUGCCAGAUAUUAGAGCUCAGGUUGGUUACAGAGCAGAAAAGUCUCCUCUUGAGGGCCCUAAGAUGAUGCAGCGGUCACUGCUUGAAGAUGCUGACUUGCAAACGAAAUUGGCACCUUCUGAUAAUGGAAGUGCCAGUGAGAGCGCAACUCCUAUGGAAGGAAAUAUAUCCGAGUCCAGUUCACCUGAGGAGCUACUUGAACAAGCAUUACAGUAUCUGGGAACUGGUCGCCGAGAUCAAGCUAUUCCACUGAUCAGGACAGCAGUAGAGAGAAACCCUGAUCUCUCUACAGCGUUAAUUGGAAUGGGACAAACACUGUUCUCAAACAGAUUGUUUCCUGAAGCCUCAGAAUGUUUUAAACAUGCUAUAGAAAAGAUUCAAGAAGAUGACCCUCUUCUUGUACUUGCACUUUUCGGGGCAGGUCUUUCACACGAGCGGCAGGGUGAUAAUGAGAUGGCAAUCAAGCUCCUGCAGAGAAUAGCAGAGCUCAAGGAACCAGAAAAGCCCAUCAACAAAACGUGCUACUUCCAAGGGAUGGUUAUUUUGGGAAGCAUAUUAUCCAGAGAAGGCCGGAACUCUGAGGCUGCCAAAUAUUUGCAGAUGGCUAUCGCUUAUGAUCCUUCUGUAGAAAGACUUCUUAAGGAAUGCGAGGAAGGAAUGGAUGAUCAACCAAAGUCAGAGGAGAAAUGACAUGGUGGACCUGAAAAGAUCAUAGUAACAGAGAGAGCAUACUGCUUUCAUUUUUGGACAUUAACACAUGGUUUAUUUGGCAUGAAAUUCUGGAACGUCAGCCAGCAAAUCCUAGACCAUACUUAGCCAUAGAAGAAAUAUGAAACCAGUGGGUGGCAAUGGCAUGAUUGGAUUGCACGCCUUUGAAGUCUGCAGAUACCUCACAUAAAUCUGAUGUCCAUUUCACACCACCCAGUGUGCUUGAGCCCAGACGACGUUAUUACUUCUGUAGUCACUUGUGUCCUUGUGUAGAAUAUAGUCGCUUCAAAUUAUGUAAAUUAAAAUGCAGCAGGAAUUUACACCUGAUCUCAUAUUACUGAACAUUUUUGCGUUUGAUCGAUCAAAAGUUUAUUUCGUAGCUCAAA
Messenger RNA from Setaria italica (foxtail millet), 2217 nucleotides. Its product is annotated as ALBINO3-like protein 2, chloroplastic. Gene Ontology annotation, biological process: protein insertion into mitochondrial inner membrane from matrix; mitochondrial respiratory chain complex IV assembly. The record is from RefSeq and is a predicted model, not a curated record. The transcript has 15 exons. The coding region runs from base 38 to 1813 and encodes 591 amino acids. Gene Ontology annotation, molecular function: protein binding; membrane insertase activity. NCBI's taxonomy places the organism in Eukaryota, Viridiplantae, Streptophyta, Magnoliopsida, Poales, Poaceae. Gene Ontology annotation, cellular component: mitochondrial inner membrane.